Messenger RNA from Myzus persicae (green peach aphid), 5193 nucleotides. RefSeq lists its product as uncharacterized. The transcript has a single exon. Gene Ontology annotation, biological process: DNA integration. The record is from RefSeq and is a predicted model, not a curated record. Gene Ontology annotation, molecular function: nucleic acid binding. Lineage: Eukaryota; Metazoa; Arthropoda; Insecta; Hemiptera; Aphididae. The coding region runs from base 1 to 5193 and encodes 1730 amino acids.
AUGGUUGACGCAGAACGGGAUGCUCGAGCCAAGGAGCGAACGAUACUACGUCGAGAUGGUGUAGUGGCUAGGAUUCGCCAUAUUCAUCAACUGGCUACUAGUUUAGCAACCGACCAGGCUGUUCGGCCUCAGUUAGCUGUUGCUAUUCAGGACCUGGAUGCAUUGUGGGCCAGUUUUGAAGUAGAAAAUAAUGAUUUGUUGUCAAUCCUGUCCGAUUUGAAUUUGCUGACAGAGUUUCCGGUAAGGUUGGAUGUUGAGAUCCGAACGUUAGUAGUGGAUAUUAAGGCCGUGUGGAAUGAAGCGCAACCGGCUUUAGGUGUGAGCGUUGGUACCGUCCAGCGAGUGACGUAUGAGACCACUGGUGACAAUUCGAGUACUUCCGCUGGGUCGUCCAAAGUUGAUCCAACACCAUAUGCGCCUUCACCUUUGUCACCUAUGAGACUACCUGAAAUCCCCCUACCAUAUUUCGACGGUGAAUGCCAGAAUUGGCCAGCCUUUGGGGACUUAUUCGGAAAUUUGGUAGCCAAUAAUGACAAGAUUCUUGAUGUAACUAAGUUUUAUUAUUUGAUCGGUUGUCUUCACCCUGAUCCUCAGGAAGUGAUCAAAGGGUUUUCCAUUUCGAACGAGUCUUUCACCCUCGCUUGGGAGGCGUUGACCGAACGCUAUGACAAACCGCGCAGGUUGGCGUCGUCAAUCAUUGACAAAUUGAUAAACGCUCCUGCCGCAAGUUCGGAGAAUCAUGCUGCUCUGCAGAAGUUCCUGUCAGUGUUUGAUGAAAAUAUUGCGAUCUUGGAAUCGCUUCAGAUUCCAGAUUUAGCCUCGUUCCUGUUGUUUUCAUUAGCUGCUCGGUGCUUACCCACAUUUUCUAGACGUCAGUUCGAGUCUGAGAAUACUGAAGAGUAUCCAUCGAUCCAGAGUGUAAUCAAGUUUGUCAAGGCAAGGAUCCAGGUUAUCGAGAAUGCUGGUGUACAGCCGUCAGGAAGUUCGUCCAAACCGGCCAGUACCAAGAAACCUGUUUUUCGGCGAGAUGCUAAGACCACCUUAGUAGCUGCUAAGCCUUCAGCAGCGGCCAAACCUACAUCGUCCAAAACGACCCAAGCAAGGUCAUCUUCCACGAAGUGCUUCUCGUGUUCUGGUGCUCACCAGUUGGCAGACUGUUCAAAAUUCAAGGCCUUGUCUGUCGAUGAACGAUAUAAGGUCGUAUGCACCCAUCGUCUGUGUAUGGUUUGCUUUGGUGAAGGUCAUAUGUCAUACAAGUGUUCGUCAUCGUGUGCCACAUGUAAGCGCCGUAAUCAUGCAUUGCUACAUCGUGACUCGGAUUCGAAGCCUGUCAGUGCUCCAGCUGCCAUGCUUGGUCGGCAACAAUCUCCAACGGUGCUAUUAGGGACAGCUCUGGUCCAAGUACAAGACACAGUAGGGAGUUGCCGCACUAUACGUGCGUUAAUCGAUUCGGCUUCGCAGAUAAGCGCGAUAACAUCAAACUGCUGUGAGCGAUUGGGACUCAAACCAUCGCGUUGGACAGUGCCUGUCACAGGACUGUCUGGUCAAAGAGUACCGGAUGUACAUGGCGUUGUUCAGCUGACGAUCCAGCCGCGAAAUCGCCCUACGCCGUCUAUAAGUGUCAAACCUUGGGUGCUGUCUUCGAUCACUACCGAUAUGCCAGCUCGGCAAUUACCAGCUCAGGUCCGGGAUAAGUGUAGCCACUUGACUCUGGCAGAUCCGAGUUUCGACAAACCUGCUCCCGUCGAUAUGCUCAUCGGCGCCGACAUCUUUCCACAAGUCUGGAAUGAUAAAAGCAGUUCGUUAGGCCCAGGAUUCCCAUCGGUGUACAGCUCGGUCUUCGGUUGGGUCCUGAUUGGUCCGGUACAAGAACAUCCAGACAUUGGAGCUCAGUCGAUGUUGGUGUCCUUGGUGUCUUCAAUGGAAACUCUCAUGGAAAGAUUCUGGUUAGUAGAGGAACCGGACGCAGCUCCGCAGCAAUUCACGGAAGAUGGUCUGUGUGAAGAGUUGUUCCACUCGGAAGUCAACAGGGAUCCGCAGGGCCGAUUUUCUGUACCACUUCCUUUUCGCUCAGGUCAACCAGUGAAGUCCUUUCCGGGUUCUCGGCAGGUAGCCCUCAAUCGGUUUCUGCAGCUAGAGCGGAAGUUGGCGGCAGAUAACAUCCUAUAUGCAGCCUACCGCAAAUUCAUGUCCGAGUAUGAGGAACUCGGUCAUAUGACCCGGGCAGAGGGUGUCGGACAGUAUUAUAUUCCGCACCAUGCGGUCCAGAAGGUUGAAGGGGAUGAUGUCAAGCUUCGAGUAGUGUUCGAUGCUUCGGCGAAGUGUCACUCGGGAAUAUCCCUCAACCAGUGUUUGCUGGUAGGACCAAAGCUACAAAAGGACAUUGUUGAUGUUCUGGUUGGGUUCAGGGCGCAUAAGGUGGCAUUCACAACGGACAUUUGUAAGAUGUAUCGACAGAUUGAGGUACUGCCGCAAUAUCGAGGAUAUCAGUACAUCUUGUGGCGCGAAUCACCUCAAGUCGCUGUCAAAGAGUAUACCCUGAACACCGUCACAUAUGGGGUGAAUAGUGCUCCCUAUUUAGCUCUGAGGGUUCUCCGCUACAUCGCCGACACGGAAUGCGCAGAUCAGCCAGACGUGAAGGGAGCGUUGUACAACCAAACGUACAUGGAUGAUAUAUGUGUUGGCGCGGAGUCAUUGGAAGCUGCCAAAGCUUUGCAGUCCAACCUGAUCAAGACUCUCGCCAGAUCCGGCCUACAACUACGAAAAUGGGCUAGCAACACUCCUGAGUUGUUGGACCAUCUGCAUCCGGAAGAUCGUUCUGGAAGUCCGUUGUCGUUCGAACAAAAUAAUGCCACGCAUGUGUUAGGCAUGUUGUGGAACCAUGAUCUGGACUAUUUUUCCUUCACCGUCAACAAUUUUAAAUUGGUUCUCACAAAGCGAGGUGUUCUGUCCAUGAUCGCCAGGAUUUUUGAUCCGCUAGGUAUGCUGUCGCCAACGAUAUUCUAUGCAAAGAAGAUUAUGCAACGCCUGUGGCUCGCGCAGGUUGACUGGGACAGUCAGAUCCCGUCGGAUAUCGUGGGUGAUUGGACCCGCUUCUAUCAUUCACUGGGUUGGCUGGUGGAUAUCCAAAUCCCACGCUACAUCGGUUGCUACACUGGUUGUAGUUACGUUCUCUGUGGUUUCUGUGAUGCCUCCGAGAAGGGAUAUGCGGCGGUAGCGUAUCUACGCGUGACUGAUCCGUCCGGAGCUACGGCCACAUACCUCUUGGGUGCUAAAACCAAGCUAGCCCCAAUGAAGACCAUGACGAUACCACGACUGGAGUUAAGUGGUGCAUUGCUCCUUGCAUCAUGGUUGGCCAGGCUCAAGCGCAUUUUGGAGUUCCAGUUGGGAAUUUCUGAUGUCUUCGCGUGGUCUGAUUCGUCCAUAGUUUUAUCGUGGUUGAACAUCCCGCAUACAUCGUUCAAGACGUUCGUGUCGAACCGGAUAUUUCAGAUCCAGUCCACAGUACCUGGUUGCCGCUGGCAACAUGUGCGUUCCGAGGAUAAUCCGGCUGACUGCGCGUCUCGAGGUCUCCUCCCUGACGAGCUUAGGCGAUGCAAGCUCUAUUGGCGGGGUCCGACCUUCUUGCAAUCUCCAGUCGAAGAUUGGUCUCAGGAAAUCCCACAAUUACAAUUGGAAGAGUUGCCGGAAGUAAAACCAGUGUGUUUAUUGGCUCGUGAAGAUCCUCCGGUCGAAUGGUUUAUUCGGUUCUCCUCCUUUCAUCAGAUGGUCCGCGUAGUAGCUCAGGUACGUCGGUUCAUUCGGUUGUGUCAAAAGAGAAAGGUUGAGUUAGGGUUUUUGAAACAAUCUGAAUUGGAUGAGGCUAUACUCGUGAUCGUUAGGAGCGCUCAGGAAUGCUAUUUGAGUCAGCUAGUAGGUGGCCUGCGUCGGGGGAGCCCGGUCCAGUCCAAAGCGCUAACCCGUCUGUGCCCGUUUUUAGAUUCAGACGGUAUAAUCCGCGUUGGCGGACGGAUGCAGAACUCCAAUUGGUCGGAGAGAAGAAAGCAUCCUAUGCUAGUCCCGAAAGAGUCUCACUUAGCGGUUCUGAUUACACGUCAUUGGCAUCUGUAUGCAUGUCACGCUCGACCGAGGUUGCUCAUCGCUCUCGUUCAGCAGCGAUUCUGGGUCAUUGGCAUUCGCCUAAUAGUUCAUCGGGUGAUUCGCAAAUGCGUGUUAUGUGUAAAAAUGUCGGCUAAUCAUCCACAACCCAUCAUGGCUGCUCUGCCAGGGUUCCGGGUCCGAGAAGCUCAUCCGUUUUCGAUAGUCGGCAUAGAUUACGCAGGUCCCUUGCAGAUGAAGGAACUCAGUCUGCGAAAGGCGCGCAUCGUAAAGGUUUAUAUUGCGGUUUUUGUUUGUAUGACCACCAAAGCGGUGCACCUAGAACCAGUGACUGCUCUGUCGACUGAGGCCUUCUUGUUGACUUUAGAUAGAUUCGUUGCUCGCCGUGGCCUACCGUCGUCCAUCUAUUCUAAUUGUGGCACCAAUUUCGUUGGUGCGGCGAGGCAGCUGCGUCUUUUGAUCAACAAUCCGGAUAGUAGAGAUCAGUUGUCAGGUCAUAUUGCGUGCGAAUGGCAUUUCAACCCUCCUGGUGCUCCCCAUUUUGGAGGCAUUUGGGAAGCUGCCGUUAAGUCGGCGAAGUCAUUGCUUGUUCGUGCAAUGGAUUCCCAAAUUUGGACCUUGGAAAAGUUCACAACGGUGUUGUGUAGGGUAGAGGCUGCCUUGAAUUCGCGCCCCCUAGUACCGGCUUCAUCUGACCCAAAUGAUUUAGAAGGUUUAACGCCCGGUCAUUUUUUGAUUGGUCGUCCUCUGUUGUCUAUUCCAGAACCUGUUAGUGCCAGUGCACAAGUGGGACUGCAGACUCGCUGGAAGCUCCUCCAGCAGUCUUUCCAGUUCUUUUGGCGACGUUGGUCUCGAGAGUAUUUGAACACACUCCAAGCUCGUGGUAGGUGGACGAAGACUGAUACCAAUCUCGAAGUUGGUACUAUGGUUAUCGUCAAGGUUAAUGACGCGCCCCCGCUAUCGUGGCCAUUAGGUAGAAUCAUUGAGGUGUAUCCAGGAACCGAUAAGGUGGUACGGGUAGCUAAGGUUAUGACCAAACAAGGGGUGUUUACUAGACCGGUGGUGAAACUAGUACCUCUCCCCACAGAUCCAUAG